CGAGUCGAUCGGUAGUAUUCGAUCCAGGUCCAGUUCCCGUAAAGCUGCCAAUCGAUGCUUCUUUCCUUCCUCUGACAUAGAUAGCGGGGUCUCGCCGUAGAUAAACAUGUGUGGUCCGGAUAUCCUCCGUCAGCAACAACAUUUUUGUGACAAUAUGUCACUGUUACGUGCUCAUACGUGUCGUCAAGGCUCCGUUUGUCUUCGAAGCUUUUUCUCUGCCAUCUCCAGAGCAGACUUGCACCGCAGAUCGAACUAAUUCACGUAUCCACGGGCUUCUACCUACAUUAACAACAACGAAAGUUGACUUAUUGCAUUAACUCAAACACCUUCGCCGAGGACGUCUGCUAAUGAGGAGGAGAUCGAAGCGGUUUUUUCGGGCUUGAAGUCUCAGAUGUAGCUAUUAGCGUUUGAGGACAGUCUUCGUGAGUACCCGCCUCCUUGGUUUUCUGGGCUAAUACUCCUUCACUUACUCGUGCAACGACUGCAUCCCAAAUGCCUCGCCUUACGCUACAAGACCUUUUGAAUCCAGCCCCUUCCGCCCCGAGGCCGUCCAAUGACACCAAUCCGCGCAUUGAUUCUGCUCGUUGCAGCUCUCCAAGCCCAAGUCUGGACCUUCCUGCGCACUUGGACAACACUGACAGGCAGCUCAUUCAUGAAAACUUGUGGUUGAACAGGAAGACUACGCUUUCCAGAGUGUACCGCUACCCCCUCGCCGCAACUGUAGAAUACCCGGAGACUGGCUCCACCUCUGACCACGCGGUUGGUCAUUUGUUUGAGCUGGAUCCCGAAUACUGGUAUAAUCGAGCCAACGAUUUCGCCUACUCUCGGGGAGACCCUCGUGGGAUUGAUAGAUGUCCAAGUAUGAUACACUUGUUGGUUAGUUCUCAAACGGGGCAACCUGUGCCCUGUACGGUACGACAUUCAACCUGUACGUAGAUUAGAUUACUUUACAAUAAACGUUCCUCACAUGCA
Molecule: messenger RNA, 972 nt
Organism: Marasmius oreades (fairy-ring Marasmius)
Lineage: Eukaryota; Fungi; Basidiomycota; Agaricomycetes; Agaricales; Marasmiaceae
Exons: 2
Coding region: 493-936 (147 amino acids)
Source: RefSeq, a predicted model, not a curated record